GGCUUUGGAAACUAGGAGCGCUGUUUGAAAUGAAGGUUGUCCUGUCGAUUAUUGCGUUUGCAAUAUUUGUUCAUCAAGGACAUGCCUUAAAGCCUUCAGUAGAGAUUCUAAAAGUUUACAAGGGUGAUAAUGUAUCAAGUCAUCGGUGCUUUUAUAUUUCACAGACCGGAAAGUUGGAUCCAUUCCUAACAACGACAAAACUGGAACUGGUCAAUUUUGUAUCUACUACUAAAGAUCAUCCUCAACCAUCAUCAUCAUCAUCACUGGCUGUAUCUGUUAUGUGGAAUAAUUUUAGUGAUAGAGAAAUAUUAUCAAUCAAUCCACAGCUUCUAAUUAUUGUUUAUGAUGGGGAAUUAAAUUCAAACUUAAAAGUUAUAUUUGAAUCACAUGCAUGGGAAGUAUUCAAAAGAUCCAACUUAUUUUUGGAUAUCGAUCAGUUUAAUGAGAUAAUUUAUAGCAAGCGUUCUAAUCAGUCUAAUAUGAAUAUUUCAGUAUCCGUUUUCCCAUUUAUUCCAAACGCUAUGGCGUAUAAAUUUCUAAUUUGGAUUUUGUUGUAUGGAUUUGCUGUGACUAGCAUCUCAUUGGGCUCAUGGAUAAUUAUUGUUAACCAUGAAAAACUGUUACUAGAUUACGCUAGACAUCAAAGUUUGCUACCAAAGUUCAAAUCUUCUUUGUAUUUAUAUAUUAUCGUGUGUUUGGUAAUUUCUGUUACACUCUUGUUGCUAACUUACUUCCUGUAUGAUGUAGUAGUAUAUUUUCUAAUAGCACUGUUUGUACUGGUAGGCGCAAGUUCAAUUUCGAAAUUCCUUACAUUUGUUAUCCAACGUAUUGCUCCUGCAACAACCAAAACGAUAACAAUUAAUGUAAAAUGUUGUCGAGUUAUUAGUCCCAGAAAAAUAUAUAUUCUUUCUCUAGUUACUUUCCCAAUCGGUUUGGCCAUAGCUACAACGUGGUUGGUAUUUCGUAAUAAUGACAUAAUUGGUUGGCCUUUGCAAUCUGUUAUCGGGAUGUUUAUAGUGGCAGUGAUUAUUUCAUCUGGGUUGAUUAUACCAUCAGUCAAGGUUGGUACACUUUUGUUUACUGCAUUUCUGAUCUAUGAUAUAUUCUUCGUAUUUAUUACUCCCCUAUUCAUAUCAACUGCAUCAACUAAUGUCAGUCAUUCCUCUGAGCAUAUCCAACUUACUAGAACACGACGUUCAACUGCUCAUAGUUUUAUGGAAGCCGUAGCAACUGGUUCAGCAGGUAAAAGUGGAGAACUGAUACCGUUAUCAUUUCGUCUAGUUAUCAAUGAACAUAUAGAAGUAAAUAAACACAAUAACGCGACCAUGCCAUAUGCUUCUCUUCUAGGAUUCGGUGAUGCUGUUAUUCCCGGAAUAUUUAUUCAAUUCUUGGCAUUCUAUGAUGCAUGUUGGCGUGCUCCGUACUAUCGACACUUUUUAGGUGGAAUUUUAGGUUACUCACUUGGUUUCAUAGUUACCAUCAUUAUGUUAAAUGUUACUAAUGUCAGUCAACCAGCUUUAUUGUAUCUAUGUCCAUUUACUCUUCUUGUAACCUUCAUUGUUGUCAUCGUUUGUGAUGGUCUAAAUGAAUGGAAACUAAUGUGGUCAGGCAGUUUGCCUACAUUGGUCGAUAAUACAAAUAUGAAUCCGACUGGCGAUAGAGACCGGGUUAAUCAACCAACUGGUUCUUUAGAAGUGAAUAACCUAUAUUCAAUUGAAAAUAAAUCGCUUAACCAUUCAAAAACUCCACUAGUCCCUGAGCAAUAAUAAUAAUACUCACUGAUAUAGUAUUACUUAUACCAAAAAAAGAAAAGGAACGUACUGUGGCUUUUAUUUCUUUCUUAUCUUUGUAAAUGCUUAUUUUCGUGAUGACUUUGUGAUUACAUCCGCAUUUUUAUUUGUAUUUGUGUAUGUGCGUUUCAGACCUUUUAUUCGUAAUGCUAUAAAUGAUAGUAAUCACC
Schistosoma mattheei is the source of this 1960-nucleotide messenger RNA. The record is from the annotation of a GenBank genome assembly. Lineage: Eukaryota; Metazoa; Platyhelminthes; Trematoda; Strigeidida; Schistosomatidae.